This is a messenger RNA of Bradysia coprophila, 4554 nucleotides long. RefSeq names its product klingon (gene klg). Gene Ontology annotation, biological process: synapse organization; homophilic cell-cell adhesion. Gene Ontology annotation, molecular function: axon guidance receptor activity; protein binding. The record is from RefSeq and is a predicted model, not a curated record. Gene Ontology annotation, cellular component: neuronal cell body; plasma membrane; axon. NCBI's taxonomy places the organism in Eukaryota, Metazoa, Arthropoda, Insecta, Diptera, Sciaridae.
ACAUUUACCAAACAUGCACUUACAGAUGCGAAAAUUUUGAAUUCAAUCCGUAUUUUCGAUUCACCAUUCAGUUUAUGGCGGUCUUUCAACGAAGUUAAACGCGCGGGUAAAGCAAAUGUCGUGUUGAAUAUAUAGUUGUGUUCCUUUUUGCGUAUUCGGUAUAAUAACUACACAACUACGGUUGAACCUAAUCUUUUCUUAUUUGAGUAUUUAUUUGGGAUUACACACGUUUGAUAUAAACAUGGAUUUAUUAUGCAAUGGCAUUUUUUGUGUUUGCGUAAUAAACAAUGGUGGAAACUGAAUUGUAAAAUUUAUUUCAUGCUGUGAUGGGUAACAUGUGCUUGGUUUUUAUUUAAUUAAGAACAACCAGUCGGGGUGUUUAAAUAACUGAGUGUUGUGAUAUGUGUUGAGAAAGGUUAUUUUGUGAAUUUUGAAUGAAUUUUGAAGUUGAAGAAUUUCGUUUGUUGUUUAAUUGAUAAAGUGGCUCCGCUAUGAUGUUUAAACUUUGAAGGAGCAAGAAAAAUAGACGUGCGAAUUUACAUAACAUUCAAACGAUAUAUAAAGAAAUACACUUGACAUUGCUGUAUUUAAAUCCUGGGAAUAAUUGUUUAAAUCAAGCGCUUCAGUUGAUUAAUGAUACACGCAAUCAGAGUAACAUCAAAUUUAAUAACCGAAACGUUUCGAAAAAAUAAAAUUCGGCUCCCAUAUAAUAUUCGAGUAAUUAGUACGAAAGAAAGCAUCAUCAGCAUCAAAAGGACAUAAAAUUCAAACAUCCUCAACAUUUUAUCAAGACAUAUCAUAAAAGUUUAGGCAAGCCGUAUUUUUUUACAGCUCUACGGAAACCAUUUGUAGAUAAUAAAAUAUUAUAUACACACGUACAUUUCCCAAAAAAAAAUAGAUAUCUAAAAACGACCCCGGAAAAAAUGCCAUCCUCCUAUGAAAAUUGUGGAAUUCGUUUUGAUUUUUUGCAGCACACUACAACCAUCUGAUAUAAAACUCAGCCGCAAAACCAUUUUUAUUUAGUAUACGAUAAUUAGAGCCCUUAAAAAAAACGAACGGCUUGGAGUAGUGUAUGUGUGGGAGAGUGUUUACGUAUACAUACAUAAAUAUAUAGAUGUGUGUAUGCUUAGCGCAUAGAAACGACGUCUUUAAUUUAUGUUCCUGUUGUUUGUGUUUAAUUAACUUCAUUAACAUAUUUUAAAGUGUUGGAACGAAGACGAAAAAUAAAAAGAAAAUAAUUUUUCCAUAAAGUAUUACAUUUUAUGGCCAUAAAACCGACAAAACUCAAGCAUUUAUGCAUGUAUGAAGUUGUAGACAUUGUACAAGAAGGGAUUACAUUGCUUUUAAGUACCUCAACUAAAAGUGAUUAAAACUGCGAAUGUAAGGCUUCGAACAACCGGUGCACCAUACAUAAACAGUUUGCAAAGUAACUAACUCUCGGUGGAACUUUAAUUUCGAGCUUACAAUAUUCAUUUAUGGCACAUAGAGAAUACUAAACUACAGGCGUUUUAACAUAGUGCUCAAAGAAUAACUAUUUAUACGAUAGACCAAGAAAGUUUCCAAUAAUCUUUAAGUGUUUUUUUGGGACGGUGAGAUAAAUUUUGAAAGCGAACAUUAUUGCAUACAGACUUGAAAGAGUAAUAUUGCUAAGAGAUACAACUCUACGAAUAUAUUCAGCAACUAAACGAUCCGACGAUAUGGCGUUGAACGAGGGUGGAAAGUGCAGUGGCGCAAUUUGUUUACUUUUGUUGUGUUGCUUAGCUCAUUGUUUGGUGACCACAGAGGCAGCGAUUUCGAACAGAGCUAAUAACAAAGCGCUCGCAUCAACAGCUGCUCCGAGAUUCCUGUCACGUGGGCAUACUUAUCGGGCGGUAGUGGGUGAUACACUUGUUCUGCCAUGCGAAGUUGAAAACUUGGGCGGUUUGGUACUAUUAUGGCGACGAGGUACAAAUGUGCUGACAGCUUCACAACUUAUGGUCACCCGAGAUGAACGGAUAAGACUGACAGAUGGAUAUAACUUAGAAAUAUCGGAACUGGAACCUCAAGAUGCUGGUGAUUAUGUCUGUCAAAUUAGUGAUAAACAAAAUAAAGAUCAAGUUCAUACGGUGGAAAUAUUGGUACCACCUAGCGUGAGAGCUGUUCCACAGACUGGACAAUUAACAGCUCGAAAAGGCGGCACAAUAACGCUUGAGUGUAAAGCAUCGGGUAAUCCAGUUCCAUCGAUAUUUUGGACAAAAAAGCAAAGUGAAGCUGGUAGCAGUGGGAAACAAUCGUCCAGAAUUGGCGAUGGUCCAAUUUUAACGUUAGAGCGGGUGGAAAGACAACAGGCGGGUGUGUACCAAUGUACAGCUGACAACGGGGUAGGCGAACCUGUUACCGUGGACAUGCGAUUAGAUGUUUUAUAUCCUCCAGACAUUUCUGUUGAAAAAUCGUGGAUUCACUCUGGGGAAGGAUUUGAGGCACAGCUAGUGUGCAUAGUUCAUGCAGAUCCAUCACCAACGGUAUCGUGGCUGCAAAAUUCAUUUCCACUACAACCAACUGAUAGACGUGUGAUGUCAUCACGAGGAAAUCGACAUUCAUUGAAUAUUCGUCAUGUACAACCCGAAGACUUUGGGAAUUACAGUUGUGUGGCCGAUAACAGUUUGGGACGAUCCAAAAAGUACAUGGAAGUAUCCGGUCGACCUGGCCCAGCCGAAUUCCAUUCAGCACCAUGGAGCCGUUCACAAGACAGCUAUAAUUUAACAUGGAAAGUCGACAGUUAUCCACCGUUGCAAGAAGUUCGAUUGCUCUACAGAAAGUUGAUGAUGAACGAAACAUUUCAACAACCAGGUCGAUGGCAUGAUGUCAUUUUAACACCAGCACCUCGAGCAGCAUCUGAACCCCUAUCGCAUAUUAUGUCAUUUACACUUAAGGCUUUGCUGCCUGGUUCUGUUUACGAAGCUAUUGUUCAAGCGAAAAACCGAUAUGGAUGGAAUGAGGUCAGUGACAUCUUCCAAUUUUACACCCAACGAAGUUCCCACGAACCGCGACUCGAAGAAAUGGAACAAGUCGCCAGCUCAACAUCCCGAAAUUCUGCAUCAUCGUUGAGAUCAAUCACAAGAAACGGACUGUUCGUAACAAUUUUAGUCUAUGUGUGUGCACAAUUUAAACUUUUGAAAACAAUCGGAUAAUUGAUUCAAUCCGAGCAUAAAAUUAUAAAUAUUUUUUAUUAAGAUUAAGGAUCUUUAAUCUGGGUUUUCUUUUUUUUAAAUUGAAAAGAAAAAUAUUGUUUUACCAACAGAUUAAAUUUUAAACAAAAAAACCACACAAAUCAACAUAAAACAAUGUUUUUUUGUAAAAAAUGUUUUUGUUUAAUUUUUUUUUUAAGUAUAAAAGUGGAGAAUAAAUUCAGUGAAGGUUAUUUUUUGUCGUUGAAAACAUUUUCUAGAUUUACAAAAAGUGAAAAUUAUUAAAAAAUUAAUCGAAACACAAAGAUAAAUUAAUGUAAAAAAAAAUUCAGAAAAUUCGACUUGACAUAACAUGAUUUCAUUUGUAAAAAAAAGUUGAUAAAAUUCGAUAAAGAAAAAAAGGAACGCAAACGCUUUCAUUUUGUUUAAAGUAAAUAAAAAAUAAUAUAAAUAAAGAACCAGAGUGAUAUAUUUUAUCAUUUGUUUGCAAUUAAACAAAACAAAGAAAUGAUGAACAGAAUUAUUCGAAACACAUCCCAUAUAAAACACCCCCCCAUAUAUUCUCACAUCCCGUUUAUCAUUUUCAGCAUUUAAAAACAACAACAACAAAAACAUAGAAAUAAACUCACAUUUUUUCACAAAUGGAAACUAAUAUUUUAGACAUUAAAGCUCUCUCACCUGUGUGUUUGAUCAAAAUAAAUAAAUGCACUCAUUCUCAACAGUUCACUACAAAAAAUGAAAAAAAAAAAAUAAGAAAAAAAAACUUUGAAAAACUCAUAACGUUGAAAUUGUUGCAAAAAAAAUGAACUUAAAUUUAGAAUAACGUUUAUUACAAGAAGAAAAAAGCAUUUAAAAAAAUAUGAAAAGAAAGUAAUUCAGUUUUCACGGAAAAACUAAUUAACAAAAGAAAAAUAUUUGAAGAAAAAAAAAAGAAAAAAAAAUAUUUAGAUUUAAGGAAGAAAAAAAAUUAAAAUUAAAAAACCAUAAAGAAAAUGUAGGUCGUAAGCAUUAAUAUUACACACAAUAGCUCACAAAUGACGUAUUUUGAGUUCUCGUACAUUAUAAUAUUAUGCAGGCAGGCAGCAGUAGCCGCAGCGGCAUGCACUAUACACAAUAGACGUUUAAACAAAAAAUAUUUAAAAAAUAGAAAAAAAACAAAAAAAAUAUUUUCUACACACGAGAACUCAUGAACCAUGUUUUGUGAUAAGAUAAAAGAUGAAAUUAAAUAUAAAAACCAAAAAUGAAAUAAAUUAUCAAAUGAUUAUCAAACAUUUAAAAAAAGAAGAAGAACAUAGCAAUAUUAAACAAUAAAAAUAUCGGGUGAAUAUUCUAUACAUAAAACUAUAUAAAUUAACACACACAUCACAUACACACCAGAAAAAAAAAA